Molecule: messenger RNA, 462 nt
Organism: Ochotona princeps (American pika)
Lineage: Eukaryota; Metazoa; Chordata; Mammalia; Lagomorpha; Ochotonidae
Gene: LSM6
Product: LSM6 homolog, U6 small nuclear RNA and mRNA degradation associated
Exons: 4
Coding region: 166-408 (80 amino acids)
Biological process (GO): mRNA splicing, via spliceosome; maturation of SSU-rRNA
Cellular component (GO): U6 snRNP; nucleolus; U4/U6 x U5 tri-snRNP complex
Molecular function (GO): RNA binding
Source: RefSeq, a predicted model, not a curated record
UUUUCGGUCGCCGCGGGCUCCCGUAGCCAAGAAAGCCCUGAUUGGCUGCAGCCUGGAAGUGCCGCGGCCUGGGCGCUUUCGGUUUUCGCCGCGAGCGUUGGUGGAAGCCGGGCUGGUGCGGCGCCCGCCGUGCGCGUUCGGGACCAGGCUGCGAGGAGAGUUAAAAUGAGUCUGCGCAAGCAAACCCCUAGUGACUUCUUAAAGCAAAUCAUCGGACGACCAGUUGUGGUAAAAUUAAAUUCUGGAGUGGAUUAUCGAGGGGUCCUGGCUUGCCUGGAUGGCUACAUGAAUAUAGCCCUGGAGCAGACAGAAGAAUACGUCAAUGGGCAGCUGAAGAAUAAGUAUGGGGACGCAUUUAUCCGAGGAAACAAUGUGUUGUACAUAAGUACACAGAAGAGAAGAAUGUGAAGAAACAUGGAAAGCAGUCCUUCCAGAGCAGGAUGUAUAUUUUAUGAAGUUUUU